Molecule: messenger RNA, 12151 nt
Organism: Chlorocebus sabaeus (green monkey)
Lineage: Eukaryota; Metazoa; Chordata; Mammalia; Primates; Cercopithecidae
Source: RefSeq, a predicted model, not a curated record
AGGCUGUGGUCAGAGAAGUCUGACCUGCAAGAUGAAAACAGACACUAGUUGGGACUCUAGUUGGAUGCUUUGGAGGUGGCAGGGAAUUUGUUCCUUCAUUCAACAAAUAUUUACUGAGCACUCACAGUGUUUGUGGUCCUGUGCUAGUGGUGAUCGAAGUAGUCAAAGUUCCUGCUGUCAUGGAGCUGGCAUUUCAGUGCUGUGGUAGGGGGUGGGUGACAGGCAGUGAGCAAAUAAACACAGGAUGGGGCAGGUGUGAUCAGUACAAAAAGCAACAAAGCAGGGAAAGGGCACAGAGGGCAGUGGGGGUGGGAGUUUGACAUUAUUUUGGGAAAGUCGUCUUUGAUAAAGUGACCUGAAAUAAGUGAAGGGAGGAGCUCUGUGGCUUUCUGCGCAAAGAGCCUUCCAGGAAGAAGGGACAGUAAGUGCACAAGUCCUAAAGCAGCCUCUUGCUUGGUGUGAGCCAGGAGAGGAGAAGUGGGAGAGGAGGAGCGGGAGAUGGGUCAGAAGUGGCCUGUGUCUGCUGCUGGGUGCCCGUUUGUGCCAGGCCUUCCUGGUGUGCUUGUGCACUGGGCCCUGUCUCCUGCAGGGUUUCUCAUGGCAUGUUCUUUCACACACUAAUACAGCAGGAAGCUCUGCCACUGAAAGGUGUUGUGAGCCAAGGAUUUGAAGGCCCUUAGAAGUCCUGCAGUAGAGCAACCAGUGAGAUUUGUUCUCAACUGGCUUGAUCACAAAACCCUUUCUUUUACAGAGUGCCCUCAGGGGAACGCUGGCCUGAUUUAUGGCUUUACAAUGACAUCAAGUCAGACUAUCUUCAUUGUCUGUUUUUCUCUUUUCUCUUGGACUCUGCACCCUUUCCUGCCAUGAACUUCAUUAAGUUCUAUUCAGAGCCCCAGGCCUGAAAAGCGUCAGGACUGCUGGCGUUUAUUGAGUGCUCACUCAGUGCCAUGCACCAUCUACAUGCGUCAUGCAGAUUCACACACUUCACACCAAGGCAGGUGGCUAGCAGACUGAUUUAAGAUAGGAGGAAACUGAGGCAAAGAGAGGAUAAGCAGUGUGUCCAGGCUUACGCCUCUGAUGAGUAUAGGUCUGGUAUUUGAACUCAAGCAGUCUGGCCCCAGAGGCCUUAGUCUUAACCACGAUGUGAUGAGUCCAGGAGCCUCACAUGCCAUUUAUUCAGGAGAAGUGGCAUCAGAGGUCACACCCAGUGCACAGAGCUCCCACUGUUUCUGGGGACCAGGCAGUGGGCUGUGGUCAUUGGGCAUAAUUGGUACAGUGGAGCUGGGUGCUGUCUGGCCCCAGUUCCUUGCUCUGCAGAAGGUGAACAGGAGACCCAGAGAGGGGUGGGGACACAUUCAGAGUCUCACUGUGGGCCAGUGGUAAUUCCAGGACUUGGUGCUCUUCCUACCCUGUUGCCUAGGACAAGACUAUCCUUGGUUUUGAGGAGAGGCCUGUGAUUUUCUGCUCAAAUGCAUGCCCCCUGGUGGUCAAGGUACAUCUCUCCACUCUUUCCGCAAGACCAGCUUCUCUGCUGUGUGCUGAACUUGCCAAGUGGGGAGUGUUUGUGGGCUCCAGGGAUCUGGAGACUCAUUUUCCAGUUCCCACUGAUGCUGGAUUCCCAGGGCAGUGUGAGAGCAGGGACUUAAAAGUCCAGACAGGUUCAGAUCUCUCUGUCACUUAGAAACAGAGUGACUUUGGGUAAAAAUGCUCAACUCAUCUGCAAAGCGGGGCCAAUUACAGCUCCUGCCUCACUUUUCUGUGUUGAAAACAAGAUGGUGGGUGGGGAGCACUGAGCCCAUUGUCUGGUACCGGAGCCACUCAAUAGAUGGCAGCUAUCAUGCUUUGUCAUCUCCAGGUUCAGCAUACAGCGGUGGUAGCGCUGUGUCUGUCUUGUGGUCCUGACCAAUGUGUGCCCCUGUGAGAUCUUGGAGGGUGGGAAUAGGGUCACCCUCAUCUGGAUCCCUACUUCCUGGCACUGUCAUGCCUCGUCCUUGAAAUUCCAGGUGACCUGGAGCUAAACACACCCUGGCAGGGGUCUGGCAAGGACUACCUCACCUUUUCACUGUUGUGUCCCAGUCACUGAGCUCAGUGCUUUGCAGGCAUUUCAUGGCUAACUCUCAUAGCUAUUCUGUGAAGUAGGCAUUUUAUUUUCAGAUAAGGACCUGAGGUUCAAAAAGUUAAAUGGUUUGUCCAGAAUGACAUAGCUACAGGUUGAGUGUCUCUUGUCUGAAAUACUGGAGACCAGAAGGGUCUCAGAUUUUGGAAUGCUUGCAUUCUACUUACCAGUUGAGCGUCCCUAAUCUGACAAUCUGAAAUCCAGAAUGCUGCAAUAAGCAUUUCCUUUGAGCAUGACCUUUGGGGGUCACACUGGUGCUCAAAAAGUUUUGGAUUUUGGAGCAUUUUGGAUUUUCAGAUUAGGGAUGCUCAACCUGUGGUAAGUCAUAGAACGAAGAUCUGAUAGUCAAGCUUGUUGUUUCUAACCCAGCCAUAGGAGAUAAUAUAAGAGCAAGUGGACUGACAGGGAGCCUGAGGCUCAGAGAGGAGAUGUGGGAUUCCCAAGGUCCCCCAGGUAAUGGUGAGGUCUGUGCUUGGCCUCCACCUCGGCAUUCCCGAAUCAGGGCUCCUCCUCCCUCUGCCUGGCAGACCUCAUUGGAAGAUUUGGUGUCUCCGGAGUGGGUCCUCAGUGGUGAGGAGCAAGAGGGAUUUCCAGUGCUGUGGGGUGAGGCCUGCAGUGAGGCCAGCCUCUCGGUGCUGAGGCCCUCCAUUCCCUUCUUGGCUGGUUCGUUUCGUUGCCAGCGGAUAGGCCAUCAGUGGCUUGGCUUUCUGCCUUCCCGGAUGGCUGGGCAGCUGACUGAGCCGCCAGCACCUGGCAGUCAGCUCAGGGUCGGGACUUUGAAAUGGGAUCCCUCAGCACCCGCGGUCCUGUGUGGCAUCCCAGGCCUCAGCAGGCAACGGACAAGGCCUGAAAUGUCUCAGGGCCCUACCGCUUUUGUCCCCACGCAGCCCAAGUAGUUCCCAUCCUUGGUCAGGGCUGUCUUAGGAGUCGUGAGCAGCCUGGAGCUGGGGAGGUAGCUGAGGAUUGGGCUGUGCGCUGGGCCUCAGCACCUGAGGCUGGCUCAGGACAGGGUGGGGAGGUACUCUUGAUGUUUGGAGAAUCACAUGCAGGCUUCUUAAUGUGGUUUAUGAGGCCAGGGCCCUGCAGAGCCUUUUUGGGAAUUAGAGGAGAUGAGUGAAAGGCACUCUUCUGGACAAGUGCAGCUCUGCAACGGGCACAGGCUCAGCCGAGACUUUACCCCGCGUCCACCACUGACUUGCACGCCCCUGUGAGUGCCCCCUGAGCAGCUCUCCUCGGGGGCCCACACGUGACCCCAUCUCCCCCUCCAAAGUCAUUUUGCUUUGCCCUGCCCCACUCACUCUCCACGCAGCAGCCACAUGGAUCUUUUUAAAAUGCAAAUUGAAACCUAUCAUCCUUUGAUGGAGUCUUUGAGGGCUUCCUGCUGCUGCUUCAAGCCUCCAGCACCCUGCAGGUCUGACUCCAGCUGACCUAACUGCCUCAGCUCCUCCGUUCCCUCUUGUUCACUCUGCUGCCUUCUUGCUAUUCCUUGGCCACGUUAAGUCCUGUCCUACCUCAGGGCCUUUGCACUUGCUAUUCUUGGCCUCUACCUUUCCCUUUGUUUGUGCUCAUUUGUUCUUUAAAUGUUAGCUCAAAAGUCCCUUUCUUCAGGAGACCUCCUGAGCCCACUAACUGUGCCCAGUGGUCUACUGUUCCACAAAUAUGAACCUCCUCUGUGUAGCAUGUGCCACACUGAAGUUUUACAUUUAUUCCUGUGAUUUUGGUGAAUGUCUCUCUUCCCUCCUUGAUUUUAAGGUUCAUGAGAGCAGGGGCCAAGUCUUUGUUUUUCUCACUGUAUCACUGGCACUUAAAACAGUGCCUGACACAGUGAAUAGUUGUAGAAUGAACAGAUGAAACCUGUGUUGAGCAUCUAUCAUAUGCCAGGUACUGGAGAGCUGGCUGUUCCUCUUUUAUUCCUUUUAAAAAUCCAGUUCUGCAUUAAAUUAUGUGUGUUCCUGCUGGGUAUCAAGCUGGGCACCAGGGAUCCAAAGGUGAAACAUCAUAGCCCCUGAACUUAAGGGGUUGCAGGCUGGUGGGAGAUAGAAUGCUGAAAAUAUAAUAUUGCAGCUGAGGUGAGAAAUGCUGCAGCUGAGGCUUUAACAUGGUCUCAGGGAGGCCAGUGCAGAGAAGAGGAUAUAUGCAUUGGGUUUGAAGUAUGAGCAGGGGUUUGUCAGGCCAAGAAGACAGAAUGGAAUUGGCACAGGAACAAGGACAAAUUGUACCAUAUUCAGGGGCAGGUAGCUGAGAGGGUGAGGAAGGAACAGGGGCUGUGAGCCUAGGGAAGAUGGGACUGGGGCACACUGACUUCAGACUUCCAGGGAACUAGGCAGCUGCAUACCUUGAGAGAAGGGAGGCAGAGACUUCACCACUGAUGGCAAUGACCAGGCAGGCACCAUGGUGAGGGAGUGGCCUCUGGAGUGCUAGGAGCAUAUGGGGCACCCCCAGCAGAAACCUCCUCUUUGAGCGUCCGCAUUGGCAUCCACGUUAAGAUGUCUCCUGAAGAAAAGGUUGCGUGGCCAGAGCCAGUUUGGAAAUCCCAGGCAACCACACCUGGUGGUUAGGUGUGUGAGUGCUAGGGCUCGAUCUCUUGGCAGUGAUUCAUAGCUCCUGCCAACCACUGUGCUACUGAGGGCAGCGUGCCCCUCCAAGCCUUGGUUUCCACACCUGUGAAGUGGGAUACGCAGGCUGAUAUGAGGACUGAAUGAGCAGUUUCUGAUCAUGCCACAGGCCCUAUUCUGAGCACUUUGCUGGUAUUGAUACUGAUCAUCCUCUACCAUCCCUGGAGUUAUUUUCUGUUCUUAGCCACAUUUUACAGCAGAAACUGAGGCACAGAGAGGUGAUAUAACUUGCCCAAAGUCAGGCAGUCUAGCAGGAUUCAUGUUCUCAACUGCUAGAUUUUCUUCUGUGUGGUUUAGCCUCUCUAGGCCCCAUCUCCUAUGUGUAAAAUGGGUAUGAGAGCAGUGUCUCCAUCAUGGGGUCAUUGGAGGAUUAACAGCAUUCCUGUCUGCAAAGUGCACAGCACCGAGUGCCUGACUUUGGCCAAUGAGAACAGCCUGCUGAGCGCGCAGCUCAAGGGCUUCCCCCUGUUCCUGCACUCAAACCUGGGCCUGAAGGACUGCAGCAUCAACCCCAAGUCCCCGCUGCUCUACGUGACGCGACCUAGCGAGGUGGAGAAGGGUGUGCUCCCCGGCGAGGACUGGACGGUGUUCCAGUCAAACCACUCCACCUAUGAGCCGGUGCUGCUGGCCAAGACGCGCUCAUCCGAAUCCAUUCCACACCUGGGCACGGACGCCGGCCUGCACGCCGCACUGCACGCCACUGUGGUCCAGGACCUGGGCCUGCACGAUGGCAUCCAGCGUGUGCUGUUUGGCAACAACCUGAACUUCUGGCUGCACAAGCUUGUCUUCGUGGAUGCCGUGGCCUUCCUCACAGGGAAGCGCCUCUCCCUGCCAUUGGACCGCUACAUCCUGGUGGACAUUGAUGACAUCUUUGUGGGCAAGGAGGGCACACGCAUGAAGGUGGAGGACGUGAAGGCCCUGUUUGACACACAGAACGAACUACGUGCACACAUCCCGAACUUCACCUUCAACCUGGGCUACUCAGGGAAAUUCUUCCACACAGGUACCGAUGCUGAGGACGCUGGGGAUGAUCUGCUGCUGUCGUAUGUCAAGGAGUUCUGGUGGUUCCCUCACAUGUGGAGCCACAUGCAGCCCCACCUUUUCCACAACCAGUCCGUGUUGGCCGAGCAGAUGGCCUUGAACAAGAAGUUCGCUGUCGAGCAUGGCAUUCCCACAGACAUGGGGUAUGCAGUGGCGCCCCACCACUCGGGCGUGUACCCCGUGCACGUGCAGCUGUACGAGGCUUGGAAGCAGGUGUGGAGCAUCCGCGUGACCAGCACGGAGGAGUACCCCCAUCUGAAGCCAGCCCGCUACCGCCGUGGCUUCAUCCACAAUGGCAUCAUGGUUCUCCCGCGGCAGACCUGUGGCCUCUUCACACACACCAUCUUCUACAACGAGUACCCUGGCGGCUCCAGCGAGCUGGACAAGAUCAUCAACGGGGGCGAGCUCUUCCUCACUGUGCUCCUCAAUCCUAUCAGCAUCUUCAUGACGCACCUGUCCAACUAUGGGAAUGACCGCCUGGGCCUGUACACCUUCAAGCACCUGGUGCGCUUCCUGCACUCCUGGACCAACCUCCGGCUGCAGACGCUGCCCCCUGUGCAGUUGGCCCAGAAGUACUUCCAGAUCUUCUCUGAGGAGAAGGACCCACUCUGGCAGGACCCCUGCGAGGACAAACGUCACAAAGACAUCUGGUCCAAGGAGAAGACGUGUGACCGCUUCCCAAAGCUCCUCAUCAUUGGCCCCCAGAAAACAGGCACCACUGCCCUCUACCUGUUCCUGGGCAUGCAUCCUGACCUAAGCAGCAACUACCCCAGCUCUGAGACCUUUGAGGAGAUCCAGUUUUUUAAUGGCCACAACUAUCACAAAGGCAUCGACUGGUACAUGGAGUUCUUCCCCAUCCCCUCCAACACCACCUCUGACUUCUACUUUGAGAAAAGCGCCAACUACUUUGAUUCAGAAGUGGCACCCCGGCGGGCAGCAGCCCUCUUGCCCAAAGCCAAGGUCCUGACCAUCCUCAUCAACCCCGCGGACCGGGCCUAUUCCUGGUACCAGCACCAGCGAGCCCAUGACGACCCAGUGGCCCUAAAGUACACCUUCCAUGAGGUGAUUACGGCCGGCUCCGACGCAUCCUCGAAGCUGCGUGCCCUCCAGAACCGCUGCCUGGUCCCCGGCUGGUACGCCACCCACAUCGAGCGCUGGCUCAGUGCCUAUCACGCCAACCAGAUUCUGGUCUUGGAUGGAAAACUGCUACGAACAGAACCUGCCAAAGUGAUGGACAUGGUGCAGAAGUUCCUUGGGGUGACCAAUACCAUUGACUACCACAAAACCUUGGCGUUUGAUCCAAAGAAAGGAUUUUGGUGCCAACUGCUCGAAGGAGGAAAAACCAAGUGUCUGGGCAAAAGCAAGGGCCGGAAAUAUCCCGAGAUGGACUUGGAUUCCCGAGCCUUCCUGAAGGACUAUUACCGGGACCACAACAUCGAGCUCUCCAAGCUGCUGUACAAGAUGGGCCAGACACUUCCCACUUGGCUUCGAGAGGACCUCCAGAACACCAGGUAGCCGCGGCCACCACAGCCAGACUGAAAGUUUGUGACAGCCGGGACGUCCCGCCACGCGCUGAGCCAGACUGACCUGCAGAGUGGGAAGCUGGGCCCGGGCGGCCACGUACUUACGAGCAAUACUCUGUGGAGGCCUAGUGGGGCCGGGGGAGCACCCAGGUGGGUCUGCAAGCGCCUCGGAGCACCCACCGCUGGGUCUGUGGCCUACGGGACCUCCCUCGCCAGCAGAGGUCCAUUCCGUUCCCAGCCGCUCCUGGGGAGGUCGCUUCCUGGUAGGAGGGCGUCCACGAGGCUCUUUUCUGUCCCUCACUGUGUUCCGCCGACCGUCCCCUCUCGUCACCCAUCACUCCCUGCUUCCGCAGGGUGCCCCUCAGUAUUCGCUGCCAUAUGUCCCUGUCCUCCAGGCUGUAGGGGAGGAGAGCCUGGCGGGGGGAGACAGACUGGACAUUUCUCUUACUGUUUCGAGCCAGGCUCUUCCAAGUGGCCAGCUGGGUCCCCAGAGUCAGUCCUAGGCUGGAUGGGAGGGUGGCCACCUCGAGAGGACUCCCAGCCUCCACAUCUGGUUCCUACCUUCAUAUCUCACCCUCCCGUUCUGGGGAAAGAAUCUCUGGUUCCUACAGUAUCCACCCCAUCCUCAAGGCUUCCCAUGGGGCCUUGGGGCACUGCCUUGCCAUGGGGCCCAGUUCUCUGGGCCCCACCUGCACCCCUUUCUUCUCCCUGGGAUAUGACAUGUGUGGUGUUUCCUGUGGUAAAAGACUGAGGCAGGCCAGGGGUCUGCCAGUAACAUGUUCCCAUGUACAGAUGCGGUCCCCACACCCUCCCAGCCUCAGGCCCAGGCAGACGUGGAUGAGCUGGCGAGACUGCCGGCUGUGGCUUUGCUCGGCCACCUGUGGCCGAGGGCUCCCAGAGACCCCCUUAACCUCCCAUAUACUAAGAAGCUAAAGUAUUUUAAUAUUUUGGUUUUUUUUUUCUUGGUGCCAGAGUUUAUACCCUGGGUGCUGGGGUCGCACUGUGUUAUAUAUAUAUAUAAUGUGUAUAUAUAUAUAUUCUAUUUUUUUUGGUUGGGUUUGUUUUUAAUUCAGUCAUACAAAGUGGUGGUAAGCCCCAGUCUCAGGGGGCGUUCUGUCUUAGAGCUAGAAAUGAGGUGGCAGGGAGGGAGGCUGUGUCCUCAGUGGCCUGGGGCCUGAGGAGACAGUAGGAAGGGGCCCUCCCCAGUGCCAUGGCUGCUCUGGGGCUACCCCAGGUGAACAGAGGUUGUGAGAUGCGCAGGGAAGACCAGCUCUCUCCAGGACAUUGGGCUGCGUGAAGUCCGGUAACCCUGAGGGGAUUUUGGCCAAAGGAAACAGCCAGUGCUGGGCUAGGAGAGCUGGGGUCAAAAACUGGCCCACCCCCUCUCCCUCAAUGGUGCUAGGCUGGGAGCUGCCCUGAGAGCUGGAAUGCCCACCAGGGCCCACAGAACUGUCUCCAGGCCCCUUGUGGACAGUGGGAUCUCUGGGCUGAUUUCUGGUUGGGGUCUGCUCCUACCCCACCCCGUAUAACAAUGUGAAGUGACUGAGGCUGAGGUGCCUCUCCCUGGCCCCCUCUGACUGCCAAAUUCUGCUUCCCUCUGACCCCCAGGAAAUACUUUCUAGAGAGCCUUGUCUUAUUCAGAAGACUCUAGCAUCUUGGGGCUGGAAGGUCCUUUGACGGGUAUGAAACAGGUCCAGAAAGCGGAGGUGGCCUGCUUGGCCGAUGUCAUGGAGACAGCUGGGAGCAGGGCUGGGCAUUGAACCCAAGGCUCCCGGUUUCAAGUCCCGUUGUGCUCUUCCAAUGCCACACUGCCUCUGAGCCCAUCCUUGGGACCCUACUCUGUGCCAGGUUCCUGUCCCUUCCUCCGUCACACCAUGGUCAUUCCAGGAUAUGGGGACAAACCACUCCUUCCCAGCCAGGGUGCCUUUGAACCUUCUCAUUCCGAGGUCUGCGUUUGCAUCCCUGUCGUGUUCUCCCGCGAGGGGUCCUUCCCCAGCCUGUGGGGGCCUGGGUCUGUUCUGAGCUGAUUCCCUUUUCUCCAGUUCACUGCUGGGAUGAAGAAGUUGGACACUGAGUGGGACCAGCUGCAGGUGGUUUCAUGGUGUACAGAGCAGUGUCUCCAUCAUGCCUCUCAAUGGGGCCUGCAAGCCUGGGAACCUUGGGCAUUGUUGGGCCAGCAGGGAUGAGCAGCAAAGGGUCUGAGGACAGGGUGGCAUGUCUGCUUGUACACUCGUGAAGACUUGCCCAUGCCAUGGAGCCAGGGGCUCCUAGAGAGGGGCAGUGACUUCCAGAGUCCCAUCCGUCAGUGAGGGGACCGGGCUGCGGGAUGGGUGAGGAUCUUACAGCUCCCAGGUUCUGAAAUCUACCCUCUGGGCCUGGAGGCCUCUGUCACAGAGCCUGGAAGGCAGGAGAGGUGGGCUGGCCUGGGGCAGGAGCUCCACUUCUCUCUGCCUCUGGCUGUGGGAAGGAGCAGGCAGUUGGAAAUCCUGUGACAACAGAGAUCUUCUGGAUUUUUGCCUGGGCCCUUCUGCGAGCCUGGGGACUGGACCUGCCAUGUGUUCUAAGUCUGUCUGCCUGGGUCACUGCUGCCACCUCCCCUCCCACUAACAGACCUUUCUUGAAGACCCACUAGGCCCAGACACUGCCGGGACUUGCAGGUAUGGGGGAGUAGAAGGAGAGGCAGAUAAGCUGCCUGAGGGGCUGUCAGCUAAUGGGUACACGGACACCCCCUCCCGAGAAGAGAAAGCCACAGAUGAGUGGGGCAAGCGAGGCCAGUCUUCAGUGUCCACCAAUUCACUCUAAGCAUUUGGCCAAAAAAAGGGAGAGAGAAAUAGCUGAAAUUGUUCAGGUGGCUCCACCAUCUAUUCUGUGGUCCCCUCCGUGAGCCUUUGCCCCAGGGUGGGUGCAGGUGCGAGUGUCACCUGCAGUUGCCUGUCAUUCAGGGUUCCGGAGCCUCCUGUGGUAGAGCGUCCUGCUUCUUGGAGGAUGAGUCUGAAGUUUAAAAAUGGGCCUUUGCUGAGUCCCCCGAUGAGCAAUCAGUGCUUCUGGGCCCAGCUAAGGAAGCCAUCUGUUCCCAGCAAAGGAGUACUGCUGCGCUGACCUGCAGAGGCUGGUGGUCCCAACACAGAGCUGUGCCCACUGGCUUGUUAGUGGCAAGAGCAAGUACAAAAAUGUUUUACCAAACAUUUAAUUAUGAAUGCCCACUCCCCAGCAUCUAUAUCUAAAAUUAUUAACAUUUUGCCACAUUUGUUUUUCUCUGUCUGUGUACAUAUAUAUUUUCUCUGUCCUAAUUUAAAAGUACAUUGCAAACACCAUGAAACUUGAGGCCUGAAAGCUUCAGCCUGCAUCUCCUAAGCAUUAGGGCAUUCUCCUACACAUUGGCCCAGUAUCACAGCCCAGACAAGAAGUCUGCUAUCCAAUCUGUGUUCAAAUCCCCCUGGUUGUUUCCCAGGUAACUUAUGUCUGGUUGUAGAGUCAGCGUCCAGUCGCAGUGCAAACUGCAUUUUCUAACUAUGUUUCUAAAACCCCUUUGAAUGCUGAAAGGUCUUCCCUCAGCUCACUUUGAGGUUUUAAAUGAUGUUGUUUUUGAGGCCCUCGGCCUGCUGUCCUGUUGAAGCCCCAAAUUCUGAAUUUGUCAGCUGGUUUGCUCAUGGUGUCACAUAACCACUUCUUCUAUCCCCUGUACUUUCAAGGAUAAUUUAGGCUACAUGAGACUUUGCCUUUUGUGCUGGCUUGACAGCUUCACUUCUGCCUAAGGUGCGCCUCCACUGUCACCUGUACCAAGUGCCAAAACAGCAGAGGGGCAGUUAGAGCAAGAGCUCUGGGGAGGGCCCGGAAAGGCUCCCUGGAGAAGGCCGCAGUAUCUGGGCCUCGGAAGGAAGGACUCAGGGCUCUGGAAGGAGGAGGCUGCAUGCCUGAAGGCUGGGCCAUCGACCCUGGGGAUGGGCCGCAGGGCACCAAACACAUCAUAUGUCUCUCUCUUUCUGUUUUGGGGUCCCAGGGUUCUCAUUUCCUGGAGGCCCAUGGUCUGUGUGCACUGGAGCAGAGCCAGGCUCUGGGACGCAGCAGGGAAAAGCCUACCGGGGGAACUGCCUCCCACAAGCUGUGGUGUGAGAAGAGCCCUGGCUGGCAGCAGGAGCUGUGAAAUUUCAUCCCAGCGGGGUGCAUUUAGUGACUGCCUGACCAUCUUCCUCCCAGGCCCUCAAUUUCUUCAUCUGUAGAAUGAGCAGAUAGGGGCCACGGCAGGGGUUUUCACACAUCCAAGGAGGCAGCUCCGCUCUACUUGAUGUGAGGAUGAGGGGGGCCUAGACCCCCUGCUGCCCAGGCCCUUGAGGCAACACUGGGUUCCUGGCUUGACAGCUCUGGGCUGGCUGCCCUUGCCAGCUCAGACGGCCAGAGAGUUUUCAGCUCCCCCAGGGAACGGGCAUAGGGUUUGUGUGGGGUCAAUGCCAAGAACCUGGGGGAAACUGGCUGCAUUUUAUCCUAAGAAGUUCAUCCCUCCUACUCUUCUUCCUCUUUCUGGCCGUGGAGGAGAAUGAGGGAGGAGAGGCUUUUCUAUGACUGUGUUAGCUUUUAUUAUUAGCAAGAGGGCUCCUUUUGUAAUUUGUGCAUGAAAUUCAUGUCAUUUCCUGGGAGAGGAGAGGGCCAACUGGAGAGGGUGGGGGGCACAUUGGGGAAGCAGGCAGAGGUUUCCUUCCCUUGUAGGGGGGUGGGGAGAGUGGGGGAGAGGGGGUGCUACCCAGUUCGCCUGAUGAGGGCUCUCGAACCAGCCGUUUUGGGUUGUGUUAAAAGUGAGACCUUCCUCCAUUAAUGUACAAUCUCGAACUAACUGCUAAUAAAGUGGGGUUCUGUUUGUA